CCAACAAAACACAAACCUUAUUCAUCAUUCAACAUGCAGACAUCACUUCUUCACGAGCUAGUUGUUCCAAUCAUACAUGACCAGUUUCAAAAGUCGGAUAACAGAUACUUACUUCAUUCUGCCUCUCAUCCAUGUCAAUAUCCAUCUAAACAUCAAAGCAAAUGUAGAGCAAGUUCUAACCAAAAAAAGCGCCGCAGGAAGGCAGAUAGUAAUUCUGAAACUUCAGCGAGACUUGGGACAAACAUAUCUGAAACUAUUAAAAGGAAGUUGAGCUUAGGAGCAAGAAUUCUUCAAGUGGGUGGAGAGGAGAAAAUGUUCAUGAAGUAUUUUAGUGUGAUCAAGGGGGAGAGGCUGUUGAAAGUUUGCCAUUGUUAAUAUACAUAUCCACUGAAAAGGUUGCCUUUUGCAGUGACAGAUCAAUAAAAGUGAUAACCAACAAGACAUGCUAUGGAAAAGAGAUUUUAGGCUGUGUUUUAAAAGGGGGGACUUUGUGGACAGUAUUGAUCAUUCAGAAGCAGAAAACAUAUUGCGGAAUUUGGGCUUUCGGCAUUUCCCCCAAGUUUGACUAGUGGACACAUAUGCACAUGGUUCAUUCAAAUCUUCUCAAAUGUAGACAUGGUUGUCAACAUAGUGUUGGUAAAUUUAUGGAUGCAAGAGAUCGAUGGAUGGUAGCAAACAAGAUCGAAGGACAGUAGAUAGAAAGAUUAAGCAAAACUAUUAGAAGUUAAAUUUCAAGCACAAUUACUUAACAUGUUAAUUACGUGCAUGUUUUCAGGAACUUUCGAAAUGUAU
Messenger RNA from Vicia villosa (hairy vetch), 792 nucleotides. Its product is annotated as GEM-like protein 4. Bases 34 to 375 code for a protein of 113 amino acids. Lineage: Eukaryota; Viridiplantae; Streptophyta; Magnoliopsida; Fabales; Fabaceae. The record is from RefSeq and is a predicted model, not a curated record. The transcript is spliced from 2 exons.